Cokeromyces recurvatus is the source of this 486-nucleotide messenger RNA. RefSeq lists its product as uncharacterized. Gene Ontology annotation, biological process: mRNA splicing, via spliceosome. The transcript has 3 exons. Gene Ontology annotation, cellular component: spliceosomal complex; U4/U6 x U5 tri-snRNP complex. Gene Ontology annotation, molecular function: zinc ion binding; nucleic acid binding. NCBI's taxonomy places the organism in Eukaryota, Fungi, Mucoromycota, Mucoromycetes, Mucorales, Mucoraceae. The record is from RefSeq and is a predicted model, not a curated record. The coding region runs from base 1 to 486 and encodes 161 amino acids.
AUGAGUGCUUACGGAUCAGGAAAAGCAAAAGAUACUGAUUUCAGACGUACUUGGGAUAGAGAUGUGUAUGCAGCUAAAGCAAAAGAGCGUGAAGCUCGAGAUCGUAUGGCGGAAAUCAAUGAAGAGCGAAAAAAGCAAGGCUUACCCCCUCUAAAACCCAAAAAGGACCCAAAAGAUGAAGAAAAAAAGAAAGCACUAACACAUCGUGAAGGAAAAGUUGAUCUGGAAGCCAAUGUAGGUAAAAUCCAAGUUGUUCAGUCCAUCGAUUCAAGAAAACAACCUGGCUUUUAUUGUAAAGCUUGCGAUGUUACUAUUAAAGAUAGCGUAACGUAUCUUGAUCAUUUAAAUGGCAGAAAACAUCUCAGUAAUGUCGGUGUUUCCACUAAGGUUGAAAAAGCAGACUUGAAUGCAGUCAAAGAACGAUUGGCAAUGUUAAAAAGAAAAAGAGAAAAUCCUGAAAAGGAAGAAUACAGUAUGUAUUUUUGA